This is a messenger RNA of Lasiodiplodia theobromae, 411 nucleotides long. RefSeq lists its product as uncharacterized. NCBI's taxonomy places the organism in Eukaryota, Fungi, Ascomycota, Dothideomycetes, Botryosphaeriales, Botryosphaeriaceae. The transcript has 2 exons. The coding region runs from base 1 to 411 and encodes 136 amino acids. The record is from RefSeq and is a predicted model, not a curated record.
AUGCAAAUCGCCGAAGUCCUCUCCGACCUAACCUCCCUUCGCGUCUGCGACCCCGCCGCCGCCCUCGCCCUCGUCUCCGUCACGACGACGACGACUGGCCCAACUACAUCCUCCGCGGACGAGACGAAGACUGCCGCUGGCGACGCCAACGAAACCAAAGACUCAUCCGAUGACUCCGACGACCCGGACCUGCAGCGGGCGCGCGACCUGCUAGCGCUGCACGCGGUGUUCAAGCAACAGCAAGGCGGCAGUGGUGGCGGUCCGGCGGCGGAGCUGCAAGGGUUGAGGGAGCAAGUAAGGAUGGCCAUGGCCAUGGCGACUUCUGGUGCUUCGGCUGGGGUGGUGGAAGGAGAGAGUCACAAGCAGCAGGACGAAGAGGAUGAUGGGGAGGGCUUUGAGGAUUGGGCUUAA